Paramisgurnus dabryanus is the source of this 2582-nucleotide messenger RNA. It is a transcript of the gene zbtb45, whose product is annotated as zinc finger and BTB domain containing 45. Gene Ontology annotation, biological process: regulation of transcription by RNA polymerase II. Gene Ontology annotation, molecular function: DNA-binding transcription factor activity, RNA polymerase II-specific; RNA polymerase II cis-regulatory region sequence-specific DNA binding; protein binding. The record is from RefSeq and is a predicted model, not a curated record. NCBI's taxonomy places the organism in Eukaryota, Metazoa, Chordata, Actinopteri, Cypriniformes, Cobitidae.
UCCGGAUAUCGAGGCCGUUAGCGCAUAGUAGCGCUCGUCCAGUUUAUCGUGACAGAAAUUAAAUCUAUAAUAUUGAUGUUGAAAUUGAAGCAGUAAUGUUGUGGCAGCAGCUGGUUUGUGUCGUUUAAUCGCGUCUGCAGUGUGUGUGUGUGUGUGUGUGUGUGUCAGGUGGGGUCAUGGCAUCAGAGGCAGUGCACUACAUCCACCUCCAUAACUCCAGUCAGUCUGUGCUGGAGGCUCUGAGGUCACAGCGACGCAAGGGUCUGUUCUGUGAUGUCACCGUCCGCAUCCAUGACGCGUCCCUGCGUGCGCAUGCGUGCGUGCUGGCAGCGGGAAGCCCGUUUUUCCAGGACAAACUGCUGCUUGGUCACUCGGAGAUCUCGGUUCCUCCGCUGGUUCCCGCUGAGACGGUGAAGCAGCUGGUGGAUUUCAUGUACAGCGGCUCACUGGUGGUGCUGCACUCGCAGGCGCUCUGCAUUCUCACGGCAGCGUCCAUCCUGCAGAUCAAGACCGUCAUCGACGAAUGCACGCAGAUCAUCUCGCAAAGACGUGCAGCCAUGGCGGGUGGAGCGGGGGCGACGGGCGUAGUGCCCCUCGGGGGCGCCCUGCCCAAACAGGAGGAGGGGGGCAGCGACGGGAAAGGCCGGGAUAACGGCUCGCUGCAGGGCUUCGGUUACGGCAUGCAGGGGGAAUGCGAGUCUGCGGCGGAUAUGGCGGCCGCUCUGAGCGGCGGGGCUCAGGGGGAGGGUGACGGGCUGGAGGGUGGCGUGGGCCCUCUAAUGCCCCUCGGUGAGUUAAGCGGGUCGGCACUGUGUAGAGGGGAGGGGCUGGGUGUAGCGGGGGGUGGGGCCAUGCUCAAGGCACCGAGCUGCUCGCAGGAGAUCAACUAUUUGCUCAACCCCAACGCGGACCGAAGCUCGAGCGUCGGCUCGCAGAACGUCGCUGCGAAUGAGCGGGCUCACAUCGGAUCUCCGUCCAGCAUGGGGCGUGUAGAGUACAGCGGAGUGGGGGAUGACCUGGUGGGAGGGGUGGACAGAUACAGCGAAGAAGACGAGAGGGACGUGCACGAUGCUGAGAGGGACACUGAGAGAGACAGACAGACAGCACACACACGCAAACAGAGACAACCACUGAGACUCCAGGUGUUGGGGGGCGAGGAGGUGAUUGUAAAGAAUGAGGGAGUGCAGGAAGGGGAGGGGCUUUUUGAGAUUGAUGACAGAGGAAAUGCAUCACAACAGUCCACAUAUGCACAGGGUGGGUUCUACGAGGAGUCCGGCAUGUUCUCGGGUGGGUUUUGGUCUCAGGCAGAUCCACAGGCGUCUUUGGGCUCAAACCCUCGCUCCCGGGUCAACAAACCACUCACUCCCCCGCCGUCCUCUCAAAGCCUCAGCAACCAGAUGCUUUAUCAGUUUUCCACCAGCGAAUCGCAGCCCUCGUCCUUCUUUGUUGGUGGACCUAUGGUAAUUGACAACUUGGCGGAUUCGUGUCAGCAGGCUCCGCCCCCUGCCCCCUUGACCCCAGCUCCACCCCCUUCCACCCCAGCAUGCAUUGCAGGUCCGAGCUUUGCUGCUCAGGGCUCUGAGACGUCCUUCGACUGCAGCCACUGCGGAAAGUCGUUGCGUUCACGCAAGAACUACAGCAAGCACAUGUUCAUCCAUUCUGGUCAGAAGCCGCAUCAAUGCAGCAUCUGCUGGAGGUCUUUCUCUCUGCGCGACUACCUGCUGAAGCACAUGGUGGUGCACACGGGCGUGCGAGCGUUCCAAUGCUCCGUCUGCAGCAAGCGCUUCACGCAGAAGAGUUCUCUCAACGUGCACAUGCGCACGCACCGCGUGGAGCGCACCUUCACCUGCGCCGUAUGUCACCGCGCUUUCACGCACCGCACGCUGCUGGAGAGACACGCCCUUCAACACCAACACCCCACGCCCCUCAAACCCACCACCAGUCACAUGGAGCAGGGCGGGGGCGGCGGUGGCAUGAGCGGGGCCGGCGGACCAGGUCCCGUCUCCUAAAAAUGAAGUGCUGGAUUUAAUCCCAGGAGCUUUAACACACACACACACACACACUCAACAACAGCAGCAGCAGCGACGUCGUCCUAUGUGUCUGGGGCGUGCUGCGAUGCCUCUUGAACCUUAAAAACCUCAUUAAACACAGAAACCUCAUCGAGUGACUCACACUAAACCACACAGUCUUGUGCGUAUGACGCACGGACUUUAACACCUCGUCUUUACUCCAUUUAUUCAUGUUUUUAUGCGCUUAAUCUGUUUAAAAAACAAACAAUCGGACUCAUCAGAAACCAUACUGACCUCAGGACCAGAAGGGACAAUUCAGAGAUGAUUACCUCCAUUUUUAUUUCAACCUCAACCUCCAUUUUUACAUUUUUUUUUAUCAAGUAUAUGCAUAAGUAUGACAUUAAUAUUUUUAUGGUGGAAUGAUAUGUUAGAGUUGUUACGUAAGAGUUUCACUCUUUUGCUUAAACGGUGCGCGAUUAUGGGCUGAAAUAUUGUACUCUGCUUUGUUUUCUGUAUCCAGCAUGCGCUUGCGUUACGCUGCAUGAAGCUGCAUUAAAUGCGUUGUGACAUUGA